GUGUAAUCACAAACAUAUAUUAUUUUUUUUUUUUCGACAGUAAAAAUACAUGUCUUUGAUACAUUGAAUUGUCACCUUCAACUGCUGAAACAAUCAAAUAACAUUAAUCAUAUAAAAAAACCAGAAAAACAAAGCAAAAAAAAAAAUAAAAAUCACGUCAUAAUGUCUAUUUUGAGGUUAUAUUGUGACUUGUGUGAUAAGAAGUGUGUUUAUUUGUAAAUGAGAGGAUGUGAUGAAGCAAAAAAUUCCAACAUUGUUCAAUAACACUUAAAAAAUUAUCAUAAUAUCUUAUAAUCAAUGCAGUAAUUGAAUAAACUAGGUGAAAAAUAAAUAAAAAUAAAAAACUAAAUGAAUAUAAAAUCUACCAACAAGUUGAUUGAAAUAUAUUUCGAGUAAAUUAAAAAAAAAUAAUCAUGGAUAAUCAUUUGUUGAAAGAAAGAAUGAUGAGUUUUGCAAAUGUGGUUAUGAGAGUACCACUAUUAUUUAUAAUUGAUGAAUUAUUAAGAAUAAGUCUUGGUAUGCCAAUAAAUACAGUUGUAUUAAAUGAAACUCAAAGUACUUUAAAUAGUGGUGUUGGUGUAAAAAAUUUAUUUGUUGAAUCAUUUGCUUCUGUAUCAUCAGAGCCAUAUUUAUUUCAACAAUUUAAUAUUAAUUCAUACAUUUAUCAAACUUAUGUAUUGGCAAUAUUUAAAAUAUUCAUUUGUUGUUUUGGUAUCGUUGCAUCAUUGUACACAUUUAUGUUAUGGACAAAACAUCUUAUUGUUGUUUAUUUAUAUUUCAUAUCAAUUGGUACAAUAUUUGUUUCAUACUGGUCAAAUGUCAGUACAAUUAAAGCCAUAACAACAUAUGUUAGCUCAUUUGAUACACAAACAAGUAUACUUGAUGAUAUAUUAGGUCUUAAUUAUUCACAAUUAAUUAAUUAUGGUCCAGGUAUACUUGUUAUACAAAAUUAUUUACUUCAAGGUGUGUUGGGAUUUUUUUUUUGUUAUUUACAUCUUGGACCAAGAUAUCCAAUAUUACAAAAAUUAUUGGCUCUAAGUUUUUUGGCUCCAUCAAUAUUAGCAAUUACUCCAUUACCUACAAAUGUCCUCCAUCAUAUUCCAGUCUUCGCAGCAUUACUUCCAUUAUUAAUAUGUAAAUUUGUAUUAUGGUACAAUAGCAUUGUCAUGCUUAAAAUAAUGCAUAAUGGUUAUAAAAAUACGCAUAAUUUUAUAAAUAAUUUUGGUUUAUCAGCACUUGCUGAAAUUGAAUGGAUACGUUUAGAUGUACCAAAUGUAUUACGUACAUUUUGGAUGUUACGUGUUAUUGAACAAGUUAUACAAAUACUUAAUAAUCAUUAUGGUGAUGAAACAUUAACAAUAUAUAUGAUAUUAAGAACAUUACUUGUUAAUGGUUGUGAAACAUUAAUUGCUGUACUUGGUAUGACAAGUAUAAUAUCAUAUAUUUGUCAUUAUAUUGGUUGUUUUUUUCAAUGGAUAUUAUUAACACAAGAUGAAGAUGAAAAAAGUAUUGGUACUGUAUCAGCAAUAUUAUUUUAUAUACUUGCAUUACAAACAGGCUUAACAUCACUUGAUAAAGAAAAACGACUAAUACGUUUAUGUCGUAAUUUUUGUCUUUUAUUUACAGCUGUAUUACAUUUUGUUCAUAAUAUUGUUAAUCCAUUAUUAAUGUCAUUAAGUGCAUCACAUAAUCGUGCAUUUCAUCGACAUAUACGUGCAUUAUCUGUAUGUGGAUUUUUAAUAAUAUUUCCAACUAUAUUAUUAAUAUUUUUAUGGUCACAAUUUACCAUAAGUACAUGGUUAUUAGCUGUAUCAAUAUUUAGUAUUGAAGUUAUUGUUAAAGUUAUUGUUUCAUUAUCAAUAUAUUCAUUAUUUUUAUUUGAUGCAUAUAGAUCAACAUAUUGGGAACAACUUGAUGAUUGUGUUUAUAUGAUUAAAUCAUUUGGUAAUACUGUUGAAUUUGCAUUUGGUAUUGUAUUAUUUUUUAAUGGUUUUUGGAUAUUAAUAUUUGAAUCUGGUGGUGCUAUUAGAGCAAUUAUGAUGGGUAUACAUGCAUAUUUUAAUAUAUGGAAUGAAGCUAAAGCUGGAUGGAGUGUAUUUAUGAAACGUCGUACAGCUGUUAAUAAAAUUAAUUCAUUACCAGAAGCUAAAACAGAACAAUUACGUUUGCUAGAUGAUGUUUGUGCAAUAUGUUAUCAAGAAAUGAAAACAGCUAAAGUUACUAGUUGUAAUCAUUAUUUUCAUGCUGUUUGUUUACGUAAAUGGCUUUAUGUACAAGAUCGUUGUCCAUUGUGUCAUGAUAUAUUAUACAAAGUUGAUAAUAAUGAUAAAAAAAAAGAUGAAGAAAUUGGACAUCGUUCAGUUGAUGAUGUUAAUAAUCAAUAUGAUGUUGAUGAACAAGAACAACAAAGUUGUAGCAGUAGCUGUAAUAGUAGUGCUAGUAGUAGUAGUAGUUGUGAUGAAGACAGUGAUGAACGUGAUGGUAUGCUUAUACAUAAUGAUAAUAAUAAUAAUAGUGAACAAGAAAAUCAAGAAAAUGAAGAAUCUUAACGUGUUAAAUAAAUUUAAAUAUUAAAUAAAUAACAAAAUAUUAUAAUAAAUUGAAUUAAUGCUAUAAAAUUCACCAUUCCAAGGUGAAAAAAAAAAAAAAACUUUUAAAGUCAGACACCAUCCUGCAGUCUUGACAAUGUGAUAAUUAAUUAAUGUCUUUGUACAAAUAAUUAAUUAACUAGUUUCAUUAUUGAGGUUUUAUUUUAUAUACCUCAUUUUUUUUAAAAAAAUUAAUUUUUCUUCUUCGGCAGAAUAAAUACUUUUUCCAUGAAUAUUUUUUCUUAAUUAUAGUUGUAUAAUAAAUUAUAGUAAAUUAAUUUAAUCAAUUUUUUUUUCUUAAAUUAUAAAUAAUUAUAUGAAUUUAAUAAAUACUUGGUAGUAUAAAUUUUUUUCUUUUGAAUAAUUAAAUUUUAUAGUAAAACAGCUAAAUAUUAUUGUUAAAAAUUAGCAUUCAAAUAUUUGAUUGAUUAAAAAAUAUAGGAGAAAAAAAAAAAGCGCUAAGUUUUAUUGACUUAUUUUUUUUUAAAAAGAUUAAUUGUAUAUUAAUGAAAUAACGCACUUUAAAAUGACGCUAAAAAAAUAUCCAAAAAAUAAUUAUUUUAUUUAAUAGAUUAUUUUAUUUUAUUUAAAGAUAAAUUUACAAUUUUUAUUUUUAUUCUUGAUAUCUAUUGUUUAUAAUAUUCUUAUUCUGUCAAUAAAAAUUGUAUAAAUUUCAUUGAAAAUAAAUUUAUUUAAUGUAAAAAUGUAACUAUUGUUUAAUAAUUUUUCAACUCUAUUUAUGAAAUAUUUAUACUCAUUAGUUAUUGAUAAUAUUACGUUGGAUAAUUAUCAGAGUAAUUUUAUUUCUAUCAUGGCACUUUUUUUAAUUGGAUGAAUUUAAUUGGGUAGACUAAUUUUGUCAUUACAAUGAGUCAAAUACAAACUAAAGGAUAAUGAAUAAAAGAUGAAUAAUAAUUAUAAAAAAAUUAUGCAAAUUAAUUGUAAUUUUUUUUUAAGUUUUAAUUGUUUUCCUUUAGCAAUUAAAUUGUUAUUGAAAAUAAUCAAAGUCGAAAAAUAAACCUGUUAUCUGUUUUCGCAACUGAUCAAUAUCAAAUUCUGAAGUUUAAAUUCCUUUUUUUUUUUUGUCAAUGAAAGCAAAAAAAAAAAAAUUGGAAACUCUUUAAAAUUUUAUCCAACAAAUCCACCAGCUAAUAAAAAUAUUUUAACAAAUGAACUGUAAUUUAUUUUUUUAUUUACAUGUUCAAAAAGUUUUACUUUCACUGUCCUUAAUUUUUAUU
Messenger RNA from Aphidius gifuensis, 3826 nucleotides. It is a transcript of the gene Trc8, whose product is annotated as protein TRC8 homolog. The record is from RefSeq and is a predicted model, not a curated record. Bases 414 to 2549 code for a protein of 711 amino acids. The transcript is spliced from 4 exons. Gene Ontology annotation, molecular function: ubiquitin protein ligase activity. Gene Ontology annotation, biological process: ERAD pathway. Gene Ontology annotation, cellular component: endoplasmic reticulum; endomembrane system. NCBI's taxonomy places the organism in Eukaryota, Metazoa, Arthropoda, Insecta, Hymenoptera, Braconidae.